This is a messenger RNA of Morone saxatilis (striped sea-bass), 1153 nucleotides long. RefSeq names its product phosphatidylinositol 3-kinase regulatory subunit alpha-like. NCBI's taxonomy places the organism in Eukaryota, Metazoa, Chordata, Actinopteri, Moronidae. The transcript has 7 exons. Gene Ontology annotation, biological process: activation of GTPase activity; signal transduction. Bases 233 to 1153 code for a protein of 306 amino acids. The record is from RefSeq and is a predicted model, not a curated record. Gene Ontology annotation, molecular function: protein binding; GTPase activator activity.
AUCAUUUCCACUGUGUCAUCAAAGUCAGCACGACACAGCAAAUCUCAGGCGCCAUCCCAGGUUUCCCAGGUUUCCCAGGUUUGGGUCGAGUUCCAGUUUCAACUCAGGGGUUUUUAAGUAACAGAGUUCCCGUUUGGUAUUUUUCAAGCCGUUGAUUUUACUUUGAAGGCAGCAAACCUCAGGCAGCGUCUGUAUUUUUGGCUUUAGAAUCAACCUAUGAACUGCCGUCGCCAUGGCUUCUGACAGCUUCCAGUACCGGGCUCUCUUUGAGUACAAGCGGGAGCGUGGGGAUGACAUCAGCCUCCAGCCGGGGGACCUGCUCACCGUGCCCAAGGCCUCGCUGAUGGCCGUGCCGGGCCGGGACUACCAGGACGGGGACGAGCGCAGCCCCAAAGGCUGGCUGCAUGGCACCAAUGAGAGGACCAAGGAGAAGGGAGACUUUCCAGGGACAUUUGUAGAGUACGUCGGGGUGGUGAGGGUCGGCCCUCCUGCAGCUAAAUCCUGGCCCAGGCCUGUGCCACCGACCCCUGGGGGGCUACAGAGCGCUGUGGGGGCUCAGCCUCCUGGAGCAGCUGCUUCAGGUGUGGAGGCGGAGCUUCUGUCUGAAGCGGCUCCUGUGGUCGUUUGGAGACUCAUCGAAGCCAUCGAGAAACACGGUUUGAACAGUGAGUCUCUGUAUCGAGCUCCUCCAGCCUCCAGUGGACCUGCAGAGCUGCGUCAGGCUCUGGACUCAGAUCCAGUCUCAGUGGAUCUGGACCCGUAUGAUGUGGUGUCUCUGUCUGAUGCCCUCAGAGGUUUUCUGCAGGAUCUUCCCGCCCCCAUCAUCCCCUCUACAGUCUACAGCGAGCUGGUCUACUCUGCUCAAGAGAGUCAGAGUGUGGAGGAGUGCGGGGAGAGGCUGAAGAGGAUCCUGGAGUGUCCCAGCAUCCCUCAGGCCAACCACCAGCUCCUGGUCCACCUCAGCAGACACCUGGCCCUGGUCAGCCAGCUCAGCCAGGCCGGCCCCCGGCUGCUGGGACAGGCCUUUGCCGAGACCGUCUUCAAGAACUCUCCCCUCAGUGCGGACGUGAACCCGGAGCAUCACGUCAGGAUCUUGGAGGCUCUAAUCACAACAGGAGGUCUCAUGGAGAUGCAGGCGGCACCAGGUGUGUAA